AUGAGGCUAAUGAAGGUUGCGACAUUUCUGUUGGUGCUCCUUGCACUAUACGGCACCUUGGUCGUGAACGGCGAUCCGAACACCGACAAUAGGGAGGAAGAUUGUAGUCCGGGCGAGUACUCCGACACGGACCCUUACGGAACCGCCGUGAGUCAGGCGUUUAAUGAAGUAACGACGGUGACACCCAAUACCCAAAACUACGAUCAUAGCACGAGGGUCACAGCCGGGUAUGGCGGCAUCACGGUGUUUGCUCACGGUGUGUGCUGCCGGAAAUUUUGGGGCAUAUCUAACUACGGAUGA
Molecule: messenger RNA, 300 nt
Organism: Oldenlandia corymbosa var. corymbosa
Lineage: Eukaryota; Viridiplantae; Streptophyta; Magnoliopsida; Gentianales; Rubiaceae
Source: the annotation of a GenBank genome assembly